AUAAAAAAAAAAAAAGGUAAUGUUGAAAAAGGUAAAUCUCGAUAGUUUAAAGAGACAUUCAAUUAGAUCAAUCACAAGGAUUUCUUGAAAUAAGAUUUUUUUUCCCUGCCCAUACCACUUUCUAACCAAGGCGGAUUGGGAAGACCUCAACUCUGCUGGCAGAAAAAAAAUGAUCGUAUUGAAAGUGCUGGGCCUCCGCGCGCAGAAAGAUUAGUCGGCUCGAGCUAGACGAGUCUCAGAAUUAAUGACUAGCAAUACUUCUAGAUUAGAACGCCGAUGGUUACAUUUUCUGGUACAUAAAACUUGACCAGAGACUGACACCUCAAUAUGAGCACCGAAGCCACCUAUAGACCAUGCAAAUAAGAGACAAUGGAAGAGCCUGACACUCAAGAUGACCAGCAGGUGACCCAGUCCACCAUCCUCUACCUUAUCCAGGAAGCCUCCAAACUAGCGACUCCCUGCCCUGCCCAAAACAGUUUUGUAGAUAUUAAGUCUACAACUUUUACUGUGUCAAAAGCAAGGUCCAGAAAGGAAGUAAUGUCAGAUCACAGUCCAUGGGAGGUGAUGAGUCUGAUCAACAUGCAGUGUGAGCGAAUCCUCCAUUCAGGUGAACCACAGGAGGAAGCCUCCGUUACAACUGUGGUCUAUGAUCAUGUUCUGCCCUCGGCAGUGGCUCCGCUGCCUGUUAUACUCGAUGACAGUGGUCCCCCUGAAGGUAUGGACUGCAUUAACAACACUGUGACUGUCUGCUCCCCUAUAGUCUGUACCACAGGGGAUUCUCCUCCCGCGUCCAGGGGAGAGAUGGGUAAGUUAGGUGGAGUUAGUGAUUGCUCCCCCGGGAGUCCAGGCACCAAGUCACCGGUUGUGAAUUGCGGGUACAACACUGAAGCUGUAAUGGGAGAUUCGGGCUCUGCGGUUGUGAGAGACAAAGACAGCGGAGUCACAUUUUGUCUCGCUGUCGAUGGAUUUCCUGUGAGUGAAGAAAGCCGAACGGUAACCUGUGACCCAGUCAAAGAAGACACCACACUGAAAGAGAACUGUCCUGAGGCAGAAGAUGAGUUGUCAUUUAAACAUCCAUCUGCAUCAGUCGACCACCUAUUUGGGCAACCACUUGACCGCAAUAUAGCUACAGUUGAUGAGACCGCUCGCUGUUUAGACAAUAUGACCCACAAACUUCCAGGCCCAGAGGAGCUGAAUCUUAACAUGACCUUGGACUUUAACUCCAACAUAUGUUUUACCCUUGACCCUGAAAAAGACAAACCACCUUUCCCAAACUCCCCUCCGAAUACAUUGCUUAUUUUGACCACUGAACUUGGAUCUGUCAAUACCAACUCAAAGUCAAUACAAGAUGUCAACUUCACAGAGCCACAGGAAGAGCACCCCCAAAGCUGCAUGGAUACGGAGGACAAAACGAACAUCGUCCCUCCAGCGCCCCAGUCUCUCUCGGAACCCCCCCCGAGGGCCACCAAGGUGACCAGAAAGCAGCGUAAUCCCAGCCGGAGUGCUGAUGCGCGGGACCCGGGCUUCCAGGGAGUGACGUUCAGCAUGCAGACGGAGCUAGAUGACAGCCGGGAGAAGUGUCGCCUGCUCAUCACCUCCAGGAAGUACAGUCAACAGCGCUCGAGAGGUCGGCCCCGGGGGUCACUGAAGGCAGGCAGGUCCCGCUCUUCCCAGAGCUCCCUGAGGACCAGCAGCUCUGAAGAGGAGAGCGACCCCUCCAGCCUUCCCAGGAAUAAGAUCUGCGCUUCCUGUUGCACCAAGAAGACUCCUCUGUGGCGUGACGCCGAGGACGGGACCCCGCUGUGCAACGCCUGCGGGAUAAGGUACAAGAAGUACCGCGUGCGCUGUCUGCAGUGCUGGCACAUCCCGAGGAAGGAGGGCAACACCGACUCGCGCUGCUUCAAAUGCGGCGACUUGCUACGGCUGGCGCCGUCCAACCGCAAGCCCCCCCGCCUGGCGGCAGAAGCGGCCCCGUGAAGGCCCUCGUGCCUUGUUCACUACGGGAGCUGAGAUAUUAAACCCCACCUGCGGGUGACAUAGCACACGGAAGCACGGACCGCACCCACCGGCCCCUGCACAGGACUCUGGGACUGCCGGGAUAAUUUAAUAGUCGAAAUGAUUCUGGCGGGUUGCUGUGGUCCGGAUACUGGCAGCUUGGACUGAAGGAAAGUGAGUCCAAUGACGCCGCUGUCUUCUGUAGCCACAGAGUCUGUUCACUCCGUCCCUGUCAUUUAGUGGGUCAUUUUGGACGCGCACACGGCCACUGUCUACGUUGACUGUACUUUGAGCAUGACGCGCUCUGCUGUCUGAUUGUGAGAUGUAGUAAUUUAUAUCUGCUGCUGUUCAUGUUAAGUUUGUUUUUGGUAUUAAUGUUUUUCCCCUUAUUUUUUGUUCUACUUGGCACUUUUGGCAUUUGGUGCACGGCUGGAUUAGGCAAUCCCCUUUAUAGUUUAUUCUUUAUUGUCCUUAUAGACGGUUUGCUGUGGAUGUGAAAAAAAUAAAAGCAUUAAACUCUUGUUAAA
Esox lucius (northern pike) is the source of this 2522-nucleotide messenger RNA. It is a transcript of the gene zglp1, whose product is annotated as zinc finger GATA like protein 1. The record is from RefSeq and is a predicted model, not a curated record. Bases 370 to 1977 code for a protein of 535 amino acids. Gene Ontology annotation, biological process: spermatogenesis; oocyte development; regulation of transcription by RNA polymerase II. Gene Ontology annotation, molecular function: zinc ion binding; sequence-specific DNA binding. NCBI's taxonomy places the organism in Eukaryota, Metazoa, Chordata, Actinopteri, Esociformes, Esocidae. The transcript has 6 exons. Gene Ontology annotation, cellular component: nucleus.